CUCCUGGAACCCAUUAGGCAGCUGGGGCCCACCGCGUCUGGCGGCGGAACCUCUUGCCAAGGUAGAAUGUAGAUGGCAAAACCGACGGAUAUGCCCUGAUCUGAACUGUGGUCUCGAUGGCCCAACUGUCCUGCCCUUUUGUGACAGACGCCGUGAGGUCCUUUGGUACUGAAGACCGCCCCACAGAUAGGCCUGCUCCCCCAAGAGAGGAAAUUUAUGAGUACAUCAUUUUUCGGGGAAGUGAUAUCAAAGAUAUUACUGUAUGUGAACCUCCGAAAGCUCAGCACACACUCCCUCAGGAUCCUGCUAUCGUUCAGUCUUCCCUGGGCUCUGCCUCUGCCUCGCCCUUCCAGCCACAUGUGCCUUAUAGCCCCUUCAGAGGGAUGCCACCCUAUGGCCAGCUGGCAGCCAGCUCCCUGCUCAGCCAGCAGUAUGCAGCUUCCUUAAGUCUAGAGAAGUUGGUAAGCCCUCCAGCCUCAGCCGCUGCUUCCAGUCCUAGUUCUUCUCCAUCUCCACAGCCCGUUUCAGAGCUUGACAUGUCCUCAGAGCCACCUCAGCUCACUUCCAAGGGACCUGGUUUUCCAUCUGCCCCAGUUGGCAAGAGCCCCAUGGUGGAACAGGCUGUCCAGACUGGUUCCGUUGAUAACCUGAAUGCCAAAAAGCUGUUACCUGGCAAGGGCACCUCAGGGAUGCAGCUCAAUGGUCACCAGGCCCAGCCAAGCAGCAAGACGGCUGGUGAUAUAGUCCAGCCAGCAGCUGUGCACACUCAAGGGCAGGUGAAUGACGAGAACAGAAGACCUCAGAGGAGGCGGUCAGGGAAUCGGCGAACAAGAAAUCGAUCCAGAGGGCAAAACCGUCCUACUAAUGUCAAGGAAAACACAAUCAAGUUUGAAGGAGACUUUGAUUUUGAGAGUGCAAAUGCCCAGUUCAACCGAGAGGAGCUGGACAAAGAAUUCAAGAAGAAACUAAAUUUUAAAGAGGAUAGGGCUGAGAAGGGGGAAGAGAAGGACCAGGCUGUGGUCACUCAGAGUGAUGAAACUCCUGCUGAGGAAGACCUUCUGGGGCCCAACUGCUACUAUGACAAAUCCAAGUCAUUCUUCGACAACAUCUCUUCUGAACUCAAGACCAGUUCUAGGCGGACAACAUGGGCUGAAGAGAGGAAGCUGAAUACGGAGACUUUUGGGGUAUCAGGGAGGUUCCUUCGCGGCCGCACUUCCCGCGGUGGAUUCCGAGGAGGCAGGGGCAAUGGGACCACUCGGCGCAAUCCAACUUCCCACAGAGCCGGGACUGGCAGGGUGUAAAGAUGCAGCCUCCUGAGCUCGUUUAGAGGUGCAGGUGGUGCUGCAUAUAUCAGGACACAGGAAACGCCGCACAUGUGGGAAGCGGGUCCCGUUGAGUUCGGCAAAUUCCCACACUGCUACUUAUGUUUGUACUCAAUUGAACUUGGACAUGGUCUGAGUUAGAACUUGUUUUGGGGAAAGUAUUCAUGGGUAACCUCUUUGAGGUAUCAUGACCUACGUUCCUUUUCAGUCAUGCAUAGCCUAAUUGUAAGGUUUGGUAUUUUGCAAAAAUGUUUCUAUAGCAAAGGCUUGAUCCUCACUUCGUGACUGUUUCUUUUUUAUGACAGCUUUGACUUUUAAAGUGGAACCAAAUCUCAUUUGGCACACAUGGCAGCCAA
Molecule: messenger RNA, 1678 nt
Organism: Fukomys damarensis (Damara mole-rat)
Lineage: Eukaryota; Metazoa; Chordata; Mammalia; Rodentia; Bathyergidae
Gene: Lsm14b
Product: LSM family member 14B
Exons: 10
Coding region: 117-1301 (394 amino acids)
Molecular function (GO): mRNA binding
Source: RefSeq, a predicted model, not a curated record